This is a messenger RNA of Gongylonema pulchrum, 309 nucleotides long. The record is from the annotation of a GenBank genome assembly. NCBI's taxonomy places the organism in Eukaryota, Metazoa, Nematoda, Chromadorea, Rhabditida, Gongylonematidae.
GGUAACGAACGCCGAUCACUUUUGCGAUCCGCUGCACUUAACAAAUUACAGACUGACCGAAUACAAUUGCCGAAUUGGCAAGCAGGACGACUGGAUAAGGUUCCCGAAGUGACAGCUUUUACCACUCAACAACAAGCUGCACAGCAGAACGGUGGGCUGAAAUUCAUUGGGCCAAUCGGUGUUGGUUUUGGCGUUGGUGUUGGUGCACCAUUCGAUCCAGUGAGCGUUGGUGCUAGGGUACGUUUUUCAUUCACACUUGCUUUUGUUAAAAAUUUGGCAUUUCAAUAUCUGAGUAGCAAGCAUUGCUAA